Sebastes umbrosus (honeycomb rockfish) is the source of this 4880-nucleotide messenger RNA. It is a transcript of the gene lrtm2a, whose product is annotated as leucine-rich repeats and transmembrane domains 2a. The coding region runs from base 1034 to 2254 and encodes 406 amino acids. Gene Ontology annotation, cellular component: plasma membrane. Lineage: Eukaryota; Metazoa; Chordata; Actinopteri; Perciformes; Sebastidae. The transcript has 7 exons. The record is from RefSeq and is a predicted model, not a curated record. Gene Ontology annotation, molecular function: protein binding.
UCCAACUCCUACUCCCUCUUCUUCUUCCUCUUCCUCGGCUUUCACUCUUUCGUAUUAUCACUCUGUAUUCCACCUCCCUCAUCCUCUCUCUGUCACUGUGGGAGAGCUGCAGGCAGACAGAGGCAGCAUACACUAAUGUUACUAUAUUUGACAAGACACACACACACACAUAUUCUCCCUGCCACAUGCACGACUGCACACACAUAGGGGAAAAGAAGAAGAAGGGGAGGAGGUGGGGGCACACACACACACACACACACACACACACACACCGGAAAGACAGCCCUCAAGUGUACAUGCGUGGAUAAACACACACACACUCCGACGCGUGCUGAGUGCAGGAAUCACAAACAUAGCGACACACAGAAGGGCAAGCGCGUGACGCCAGCAACCUAAUGCCGUUGUCUCUCUUUCUCUCUCUCUCUCACACACACACUCCGUCUCUGUUUUUCACACACACUCACGCCUCUCAGACGCACAAGGCUGCGCGCAAGCCAGCGAGCAGGACGGCGCUGGACGCAUCAUUCAUAUAGGGAAUAGAUCGGAAGAAAAGGAUUAACUCUCUCCAUCCCUCUCCCUCUACGGAACCUCAUCCUCUCUUCCCUCCUCUCUUGUGUCUCUAAGCCUCUCUUCACCUCGUUUUUUUUUUUCUACAAUCCCUCAUUUUUUUCCUACACAAUCCCUCCUUUUUCACAAUUUAUUGGUGGGGUUGAAGGGAAGCUUGGGGGGGGGAUUGUCUCUAUACAGAAAGGAGGAUUAUUCUUAUUCACUUGACCAGGAUCUUGAAUGGUAUGGAUUUCCUUUAACUGAUUUUCUUUUUUGAGAUUUUUUUUUUAUUUUUGGAUUAUUUUUUUUGCGAGGAUGGCUGACGGCAGAAAGCUAUAAGGCUGUUGCUGUCUGAGAUUAUUUGCUCAAAAGGUGUUUUGGUGCAGCUUUUCGCAGUCGCCGCCCUAGUGGAGGCUGCAGGCAUGGCGGCUUGACGCCCCCAUCGCCCCGCCCCUCCGAUUAGAGGAAGGCUGCAGAGCUCCGCGUCAUGCCCCCCCACACCCACCCCCCCGGGGGCACCGACCUGCUGCCCCCACCCAGCUCCACGACCACCCACCACCUGGCCAGACCCGUCUUCCUCUGUGUCCUCUGCCUCCUGGCGACGCUGUUGCCGGCAGCGUCCUCCUGCCCUCCUCCCUGUCUGUGCGACUCAGACGGCGUGGUGGUGGACUGCGGGGGCCGCGGUCUCUCAUCCCUGCCUCCCCUUCACCUCCUGCCUCCGGGGAGCCGCUCCCUCCUGCUGGCCAACAACAAGCUCGCCUCGCUGGGAGCCUCGGCCUUCGCUAACCUCUCCUCUCUGGAGGAGCUGGACCUCUCUAAUAACUACCUGGAUAAUUUACCAGCUGGAUUAUUCAGAGACAUGUCCAACCUGACGAGACUGACUCUGCACAACAACUCGCUAACAGUAAUGGACCGAGAGCUCUUCCAGGGUUUGGGGGGUCUUCAGAGUCUGGAUCUGUCCCUCAACGGUCUGUCCUCUGUUCCUCUAGGGGUACUGGAUGAGCUGCAGAGCCUCAGGUGGCUGUCUCUAGCAGGUAACAGGCUUCACGGUUUGGAGAGGGCGGCGUUUGAGCCGCUCGCCAAUCUACAACACCUGGAACUGGGACACAACCCCUGGGAAUGUGACUGCAACCUCCGCGAUUUUAAACACUGGAUGGAAUGGCUGCUGUACAGAGGGGGGAAGGUGGACGCGGUGGAGUGCACGCUACCGAAGGAUCUGCGUGGGCGAGACAUCCGCGGCGUUCCGGUGGAGAUGUUCAACUACUGCCUCCAACUUGAGGACGAGAACGGCGGAGGAGGCGAGGGCUCUCGUUCCGGCCAAGGAGGCGUUCCUCCCUGCAGCAGGAACGCUCUUAACCCCAGCGGGGCGACGCCAAUGUCUGACAACAGCAACACUGGCGAUGAGUCCUCUUCAAACACGGGAGCUGGAGGAGGAGGAGGAGGAGGAGGCGCAGAUGCCCCCUCGGAUUGCGUCCGCGCCCGCUAUCGACCCGUGAGCGUGCGCCGCGCCAUCGGCACGGUCGUGAUCGCCGGCGUGGUGUGCGGCAUCGUUUGCAUCAUGAUGGUUGCGGCCGCGGCUUACGGCUGCAUCUACGCCUCGCUGAUGGCCAAGUACCAGAGAGAGCUGAAGAAGAGGCAGCCGCUGAUGGGAGACGGAGAGGCGGACGGGGAGGACAGGGAGGAGAAACAGAUCUCCUCUGUGGCCUAGAGGAGGAGUGACGGGGGAGGGUUUGUCACGUCAAAGGGCGAAGGGGUGAAAAUUAAAAAAAAGGGCUCGAAGAGGAGAGAGAUGGAAGAGCUUUCUUGUUAUGGUAUCUCUCCCUCUGACUCUCAAACUGACACCUUUCUCCCACUUUUUGUCUUCCUCUUUCUAUUUUUAACCUUCUCCCUCUCUCUAACACCUCACACACACACAUACCUUAUCUGUUCCCUGGUUUUUCUCUUCCAUUUGGAGCCAUUCUCACUGCGGUAUUUGUUACCAAUCAUCCCUCCAACUCGCCUACCAACCACCUACUGCUGCUCUUGGCCGCUGCUGAAUUUACCAUUAUGCUGGCUGAGAGGAACAUGAUUUAGUAAUCUCUCUGGUAUACAACAUAUCAGUUAAGCUGUUACAAGACACUCAUGGGUGUACGGUCUGUCAGUAUUUCUCAAACUGGAUCGAAUUUUUUCAGGGAUUUGCAGUAUGUAUGGUGUCGAUUGGACCAAUAUUCACAACGAUGGGAAGUAGUAUUAGGUAGUGCCCAGCUCUCGUUUUGUUUGCAUCUUUCUCCUCCACAAUGCCAGUAGGUCCUCCAAAAACCAGGACCCCAACCCAGACCCCUUCGUCUGGCCUACUUGGACCUUCAAGUCCCAAAGAAACAGCCAGUGUUGCAAAGCUUAAUGGAUAAACACAAAGAGAUGUCAUUUAAAUAGUCAACGCCUCUCUAGCGCUUUCAGAGAGAAUACUGGGGAUACAUACAGAUUAUAUGUCGAUAGGAAAUCAAACUCUCCUGAGUCUCGUGUCUCUCGAGACUUGUUAGGGAUGUUUAAUAUGGAACGGGAAAACCAUUUGGAUCGACAAAAUGAUCAUUCACGAAUGGCUAGACCUUUCGAAAUACAUGAGGUCAGAGACACAGUUAGAUAUUCUCCCCUAUCUGGACCUAAUCUGUUUCUCUCUGGAUAUUCUAUUGGACCAAUAACAAUAACCUCCAGGUGUCACAGACUGGAGCUGUGUAUGGAGAAACAAACCAUUUGAACUGGAAUUUUGCUGUCACUUUUGCUCGGAAUAAGGCUCUCGCUUGCUUGAUGCUUGUUAAAUGAUGAUGAUCGAUAUCUGGACAGAUCAAAAGCCUCUCGAAAAUGCUCAUUUUCUGCUAUUACUUGGACUUCUGGUUCAGAACAGUAUUCACGAUUGUUUUAAUGAAGUUAUUGAGAUUUUAAAAGGACCACAGACUUUGCUUUGAAACAAAUAUUCUUUGUUCAGAACUCAUUUUCAGACUGAUGUCACCCCUCAAAGGUGGACGUUUGCGACUACGGCACGGAAGCACUAUCUCAGAGAACCCUGAAAGGACUACAAAAACGUCAUCUAAGGACUACAAACUUCAGACUCCUGCACUUUAUUUCCCUUAUCAGAAAUCCCCUCUGGCCUCUCUCUCCCUCCUCCCUCCCGUCUCUUUCUUUCUAAAAUGGACGAUUUGCCCAGAGGGAUUAAAACGAACAAGGGAUUAAACGAAAAGACGCUGCUAUUUUUCCCCCUCCUCCCCAUCCUUUUAUCUCUCCAUCCAUCUUUCCAUCCAGUGCUAUUUAUGGAAAGUACUUCACACUUCCUCAAAGACUUCCACCUCCUUCCUUUCCUUUCCUUACAUCCAUCCCUUUUCCCAUAUUGUUGUCCUAACAGUUUCCCUUAAAGGUCAGCAAUAUGCAAUGGAAGCUAUGUGAAAUUUCUGUCACCGCCAAAGAGUCUUUCUGUUAUAAACUUAGUAAUCAUCACUUAUUCGAGAGGAAUCGAUUUGAUUGGCACUCUCUCAUUCACAGAAAAGGGUUUGUUUGUUUGAUUUACAUGGUGUUUUCAUAAGUAUCCAUAUUCAUGCCCUGAAAUAUUUAUAUGUAAACGAAGACAUUCCUGUCUUCAGUGAUGUAAAAGCUCGGCUUUCAUUGCAUAUUGCUCCCCUACAGUAGAACUAUUGUUCCCUCUCGAUUAUGAAUUGGCUGGAAAUGAACCUAUAUUAACGGUGUGCUAUCUUAUACCUGGGUAUGAUGCAGAUAAAUAUUAUUAUAUUAGUCUCUAUUAUGGUGUGAUGGCCCAGCGGUUCCCCCCCCAAAAAUGUUUUUUGACGUAACUGUUUAUGGUUUUCUGUAUGAGUUCAUGCUGUAUGUCUUUUGUUGUGUUAAUGAUUUCUAUGUUUUGUUUUUAAUAUCUCUGUAAUGUUUGUUUAUUUGUCGUGUUCAUUUAUUUGUGUUCGGUAGUUGGUAAAGUUUCUGUAAGAUGCAUAGAAUGAGUUUAGCCAUUGAGAAUGAACAUGUCUCCAUACUGCUGUUUCGUCUCUGAAAUUUACAUGAGUCAGGUAACCUUAUUGUUUUAAUGUGAUUUUUUUCAUGUAGUGCUAUAGGACCAACUUUAUCUCCUACAAAUAAUAUUUAAUUAUGCAACUUAUUUGGAAUUUAUGAAGCAAGGAGAAACAUGCUGCCCAUAUUGUAAUUGUCAAGACAGACAGAACAUGUACAAGAUGUUGGGUUCCAACCAUAGACUGUAUAUAAUAGGUGGACGUAGUCAAAAGGACGUCACCCAUUGGUUUGUGGACUGCCAAUUUGAAGCCUUGAGUUCGGCAUUUUGUUUUUUUGCGACCAGAAUACGC